Messenger RNA from Pieris macdunnoughi, 384 nucleotides. The record is from the annotation of a GenBank genome assembly. Lineage: Eukaryota; Metazoa; Arthropoda; Insecta; Lepidoptera; Pieridae.
AUGACGUCUCGCAUCGGCUUCCACCGCUGUGUCCGCCAUAUUCUGGGUACUGGCACGAGAAGAUAUCCAACGAGCAUCUCUGGGAGCGCUGUCAAGAUACCCCGAUUAGACACUCCGAUGAGAUUCCAAUCAUAUAUUCAAGCUGGCUCUGCUUCCCUGCCCGCAAGGAAAGCAGACACGUGGCCGUCCCAAGGAAACCUGGUGAUGUACAGUUGCGAUGAGGCAAAGAAAGCAGGAGAGACUUGGAAGAAGUUGAAAUGCGAAGCUCAAGACCGAACGAUGGAGGCUCUAAACGCCCUCUGCCCCAUCCAGAGGUCAUAUGACAUUAUGAAAAGAUACUGUAAAGGAAAACAGAUUCCAAAAAUAAUUCGUAUGUUACAUUAA